AUGAGCGAUUCGAAUAAUGUCGCCUACAGUAAUGGGUCGAAGAAAUCCUUCGAAGGCAACAUUGAGAAGUGGGAGCCGAAUGUGUAUGAGAAGGAACUUCUACGCCGUACGUGGUCUGAUGAGUUUGAUAAUCUUUACGAGCUGGGAUCCGCCAUCUACUGCUACAUAUUUGACCAUAAUCCGAACUGCAAACAACUGUUCCCGUUCAUCUCGAAAUAUCAGGGAGACGAGUGGAAAGAGUCGAAGGAGUUCCGGUCGCAGGCGUUGAAAUUUGUGCAGACGCUCGCGCAAGUGGUCAAAAACAUCUACCAUAUGGAACGGACGGAAUCGUUCCUCUACAUGGUCGGACAGAAACAUUGCAAAUUUGCUGAUAGAGGAUUCAAGCAUGAGUAUUGGGAUAUCUUUCAGGACGCAAUGGAAUUUGCACUGGAACACCGUCUCUCCACGAUGGCCGACCUCGACGAGGCGCAGAAAAAAGACGCGGUGACGGUGUGGCGAACGUUGGCACUGUACACGACAGUACACAUGCGAAAUGGAUUUAUCGACGGUCUGAAAGGUGUCAACAAGUUUCCGCCGUUAGUCUGA
Caenorhabditis remanei is the source of this 585-nucleotide messenger RNA. RefSeq lists its product as uncharacterized. The transcript is spliced from 5 exons. Gene Ontology annotation, molecular function: oxygen binding; heme binding. The record is from RefSeq and is a predicted model, not a curated record. The coding region runs from base 1 to 585 and encodes 194 amino acids. NCBI's taxonomy places the organism in Eukaryota, Metazoa, Nematoda, Chromadorea, Rhabditida, Rhabditidae.